GGGACAGGCGGGAAGCCCCGGUAGGUGAACAGGUGAAUUUAGAUUACGGUAACCAUAGUGAACCGGAAGAAAGCCCGUCAAGUGUGACCACACUCCGAGCUCGACCGAUGACAGGUGAAGAGUUUUCCGUUUCAGAAUAAGAGCGCUUCUUUAAACCUUGCGCAUUAGCUUUUAUUCUGAAAGCUGGGGCCGGAAACACCGCCGUUAUUCACGGGACGUGACAGACUUCCCCAAAGUACCCGAUGUUACCUUAACGACAGAAAGUUUGAAGCGGCUCCGCUCGGGUUAGUUUUCAGCGCACUGGGCGUACAGGGUCCUCUGUCAUCUGCGAGUGGAAACCACUUUCUAUCCACGUAUCACACAGCGAGCGUGGGCCUGUUCACGUAGACACGGGGGAGCUGAACUGUACGAUGCAUAUGCUAGCGUCAAACGGAUCCAUAAUGGACCUGAACUCGGAGUUUGUGAAGAUUAAAGCGCACUACUGCGGGGACAUUUUAAUCACAGACUUGGCUGCAACAGUAACCUUUGUGGAACUGUGUGAGGAGGUGAAAACCAUGUGCAGUGUUGCCAGCCAGCAGCCCAUCACACUCAAAUGGAUCGAUGAUGAAGGGGACCCGUGCACCAUCUCCUCUCAGAUGGAGCUAGAGGAGGCGCUACGGAUUUACAGUCGAACCAAAAGGUCUGGAUUACUGUUGCAUGUAUUCCCCAGUAUUCCAGAGCAGCCGGGAAUGCUCUGCCCCGGAGAAGACAAAUCGAUCUACCGACGGGGGGCCAGAAGAUGGAGGAAGCUCUACCGAGUGAACGGACAUCUCUUCCAGGCCAAACGCUUUAACAGGAAAGCCUACUGUGCCCACUGUAGUGACAGGAUAUGGGGGCUGGGCAGUCAGGGCUACAAGUGUAUCACCUGCAAACUGCUGGUCCAUAAGCGCUGUCACAGACUCAUCCCUCAGACCUGCCAAAGGCUUAUGGAUCCAGUCAUGCCAUCACAGAAGCCCCCUUCAGAUGCCCAGAGUGCCGAGGUGGACCUUCCACUGGAUGACACAGAGGACACAGAUGGGAUACCGUUUUUACCACACAACUGUGCAGUGAAUAAAGCAGAAGACGAGACAGAGGAUAUCAAAGCAGUAGUUGAUGGCAUCGAUGGCAUUAAGAUAUCCCAGGGACUGGCUCUCGGGCUGGCUGACUUUGACCUGAUUCGAGUAAUAGGACGAGGCAGCUAUGCCAAAGUUCUGCUGGUGCGGCUAAAGAAGAACGAGCAGAUGUACGCCAUGAAGGUGGUGAAAAAGGAGCUGGUCCAUGACGACGAGGAUAUUGACUGGGUGCAGACAGAGAAGCAUGUUUUUGAGCAGGCCUCGACCAAUCCCUUCUUAGUCGGCCUCCACUCCUGUUUCCAGACAGAAAGUCGGUUAUUUCUAGUGAUCGAGUAUGUGAACGGUGGGGAUUUGAUGUUUCAUAUGCAACGACAAAGGAAGCUCCCGGAAGAGCACGCAAGAUUCUAUGCUGCUGAAAUCUGCAUCGCUUUGAACUUCCUACAUGAAAAGGGCAUCAUCUACCGUGAUCUGAAGCUGGACAACGUGCUCUUGGACCACGAGGGACACAUCAAGCUCACAGACUACGGCAUGUGCAAGGAGGGGAUCAGACCAGGUGAUACCACCAGUACUUUCUGUGGCACUCCAAACUACAUAGCGCCUGAGAUCCUGAGAGGAGAAGACUAUGGCUUCAGCGUGGACUGGUGGGCUUUGGGCGUGCUGAUGUUUGAGAUGAUGGCUGGAAGGUCCCCGUUCGACAUCAUCACUGACAAUCCUGACAUGAACACAGAGGAGUACCUCUUUCAGGUUAUUCUCGAGAAGCCCAUUCGGAUCCCAAGGUCUCUGUCGGUGAAAGCUGCCGGCGUGCUCAAGGGCUUUCUAAACAAGGAUCCCAAGGAGCGGCUGGGUUGUCAGGUCCAGACAGGCUUCACAGACAUCAAGUCCCACACGUUUUUCCGCAGUAUAGACUGGGAACAGCUGGAGAAGAAAGAAGUGACGCCGCCCUUCAAACCUCAAAUCUCUGAUGAGUACGGCCUAGAAAACUUUGACACGCAGUUUACUAAUGAACCAGUGCAGCUAACACCAGACGAUGAGGACGUCAUCAAGAGAAUAGACCAGUCCGAGUUUGAGGGAUUUGAAUACAUCAACCCCCUGCUGCUAGCCACAGAAGAGUCUGUAUGAAGGAGAAACCAGCGUCCUCCUCCGAGCUGCUGUUCAAAAACAGAAACAAACAAACAAACUUGCAAGCCAACUCAACUCAGAAAGGCGACAACAAGGAGGAAGUUCCCCCUGGACCUGUCCACAAGGCAAACGGGAGGAGGGAGAGUUUUUCCCUGGGGAGCCGGACGCCGGACUACAGGAACAUUCCCUGACUUUAUGCUGUCUUCUCCUUUUCUUUGUUUGGUCCUGUUGUCCCUGUCAGUCCAUCCUCGUGUCAGAGCAGGACUGGCUGUGUGAGCGUUUCAUUCUGUGCCUGCCACCAUCAACACGUUUCAGCCCAUCUCACGCCCUGGAUGAAUACGACGGCUCUACGGAACAACUUUAAAUAAUUUUACGUGCAAUUUUUUAUUCUUCUUUUUUUUUUCUAUCUUGGUAGGGGGGCCACGCCUCACACACACAAGAAUGUACAAUGACAAAGGAGAAAAUGUUGUUAUUGUGUAUUAUGAUGUAGCUAGUGAAUCCAAAAUUGAUGAUGCCUUUUAUUGAUGCAAGCGGCACAUGUUCCUCCAUAACCACAAACUUUUCUUUGUGUUCUGUUGUUUUCACAAACAAGGGGGUGACAACUUUUUAUUUAAGAAGUGCCUCAAAGAUCAAAUGAUUUCCCGUGUCUCUGACUGCACCUCUAUCUGUUCACCUGUUACGGCUGCAGCAGGUAACGCAGCUGAAACUCUGCCAGGGUAUGUCCGAACUCUCGUCCAGCGUAUGGAGCUCGCUAAGCUGCCUCAGUCCCCACACACAAACAAACCUUCUUAUUUUUAACGAAUCGUUCAAAUAAUCAACAUUUCCUGUGAAUGUGUAAUUGACACAAGCAGCUGGGAGGAGACCUGACCUCUUUCCUUACACAUGUGUAAUUGUAAUAUUUCCCAGUGAAGGUCCGCGUUAUCGUCACAUAGGUGAGGAGCAGCAGACAGACUUGGCCCAUGCCUGCUGUCAGACGUUGGCUUCAGCUUCCACAGUAAAUGCAGCUUUGGGUUCCUCCUCACCAGGUGCUGCUGCGUGACCAUCUGUGUGACCUGCUGGGGGAAACUGGUCACCGUUUCCUUUAUGUGCUCACUGUGUGGUUCCAUGUCUACAGUGACCUGCUGCAACGACAGCUGGAAAUCUGUUUGCAAGUCUAAAUGAAAUGGGAGAACAGCAGAAAAGCCAUGAGAGCUUUUCCGUGGUUUUCACAGACAUUAGUGGGUCUUCCCUGUGUGGGGGAACAAAGCUUUUUUGGGUUAAAUUCCAGGUGUGUUACUUUGGAGUUUGUCUCGACGCCCAGUCAAUCUCAGCAAAGGCCGCCCUCCCUGAGCCUGGUUCUGGCAGAGGUCUGUUCCCAUUAAACAGGCGUUCUUCCUCCCUACUGUUGCCAAGCUCUGUUUAUAGAGGAUCAUCUGAUUGUUGAGGACUAUGCCUACAGUACUAGAGAUACUGUAAAAAAGUGCCCUGAGACAACUGCUGGGGCGCUAAAGAAAGAAAAGUGGGUCAUUCCCAGUCUCAGCUGUAAUGUUGUGGAUGAGUGUUAGUCAGGGGUUGGAGGAUUAGGUCACUAUUAUAAUUCAUGCCCUCCAUCAUGCAGCUGCUGGUGCACAACAGCUAUAAAACCAGUACGAAGCCAUGAGUUUGUCUUUACUAUAUAAUGAAGUUUUCAGGACACUUUAACUCUGUAUACUGCCUCCUUUUAUACACAGCAAGCAACAUAUCAGUACCUAACUGAAGCUUUGAUGUUUUAAUGCUGGGACAUCAGUGAGCACACAUUCAUGUCUCCAACACAACUCAGUGCUUCUGAUGCAGGCUGUGUGUAUCUGCAUACAUGCUCUUCUGAGGGAGGAGAAGCUCUCAGUUAGCUGUUUGUGAUUAAACUUGACCCACGCUAAUUUAAUACCCUCAUAAUAGGAUUAAUUAGCUGAUCAGUCACAGGGCCUCAAUUAGCUGCAGGCCCUGUACAGGCAGGGAGACGGCGUAAUGAAGUUCCAGUCACAAUGAAAAUACACACCUCUAAUCUAAAGAAGCAUCCUCCUCCUCCAACCCCGACACUCCAUCUCACAGACUGUAUUUUAUUACCUGCACACAGGUGAUACAUUAGUGAUGCUGUUUUUCCCCUUAAGGGACCAAUGGAUAAACUGGAAGCUCUUGACUCCACCUUACAGAACAUGAAGGCCGCUCAAACCCCAUGAAGGAUUAUUGAACUACAGUUCUGCUUUUACAUAAUGCUGGCCAGGUCUGCUUCAUUUAGCUUCAUCGCAUCUUUGUAAAUAUGUGUAAUUAUUAAAAAUCAAACUGGUUUUCUGUGAACCGAGUCCUUUUUUCUCUC
Messenger RNA from Maylandia zebra (zebra mbuna), 4542 nucleotides. RefSeq names its product protein kinase C, zeta (gene prkcz). Gene Ontology annotation, biological process: protein phosphorylation. NCBI's taxonomy places the organism in Eukaryota, Metazoa, Chordata, Actinopteri, Cichliformes, Cichlidae. The record is from RefSeq and is a predicted model, not a curated record. Gene Ontology annotation, molecular function: protein serine/threonine kinase activity; protein binding; ATP binding.